Messenger RNA from Teleopsis dalmanni, 3277 nucleotides. RefSeq names its product bone morphogenetic protein receptor type-2 (gene wit). NCBI's taxonomy places the organism in Eukaryota, Metazoa, Arthropoda, Insecta, Diptera, Diopsidae. The record is from RefSeq and is a predicted model, not a curated record. The coding region runs from base 269 to 3127 and encodes 952 amino acids. Gene Ontology annotation, molecular function: transforming growth factor beta receptor activity; ATP binding. Gene Ontology annotation, cellular component: signaling receptor complex; plasma membrane. Gene Ontology annotation, biological process: protein phosphorylation; BMP signaling pathway; cellular response to growth factor stimulus. The transcript has 6 exons.
AGCACUGGCGCCGGUUAGUCGUAAGUGAAUAAAAGUUCAAUUGCAAGCAGUUUCAUUUUGCAACAAAAAGAAUAUUAUUUUGAUAUAUUAAGUAAUAUAAAUUUAAAACAUUUUUGUUAAAAUUAAAAUUUGAAAUUAAAAAUGGCCAAAUCGGACGCAAGCUGUAGACACAUUUUCUUCGUAUCUCGCAUUUCCUCAGUGUCCGUUGCUCUACAGUAAUUAGAAAAUUGAAUUGAAAAUUUUAUGAAUUUAAUUGCAUCAAUUGACAAUGUCCAAACUAAUAACAGUUUGUUUACUGUUGGCUCUAGUAACACGGAUUAGUGCAGCUCCUAAGCCGUUCAGUUGUAUAAGUUUCCAGGAGAAUGAUGAAGAUGAUUACGUUGAUUUCAGUAUGAAUGAUACAUCUGAGUUUGAGGAUGUGCAGCAUUCUGAUCGCCACCUCAGAACAUGCAUGAUUGACUACACAUUUUGCUUUGCUCUUUGGCGUCAGACAUCAAACGGGACGGUCAUUGAAAAGCAAGGUUGCUGGAAAGAUAGAACUGAAAGAAAUGCUACGUGCUAUCAAAGCGAAUGUACAAGCUCUGCACCAACAUUUCGUAAUAAUUCCCUAUAUUAUUGCUGUUGUUCGGGUAAUGCUUGCAAUGAAAGAGUGGCUAUUGUGGAACCAACACCUUUACAGCUUUCUAAAGAAAUCCUGCCUGAGGCCUCAAAUCUUUCCAGUGACACAACACAACAUACAACAAGUUGGAUUACUAUUUUAAUAUAUGUUAUGUUGCUAGCUUUCUGUAUUAUAAGCAUAGUUAUAGCGUUGGCAUAUCUUCGUAAUAUAAAAGAAAAGCCGACACCAGAAGAAGCUCCAUUAGCGCCCACUGGGCCUGGUUACAGUUCAAAUUUACGAAAUGUUGAUAAUAUCAAUUUAAUAUGUAUGCUUGGCAGCGGAAAAUAUGGAACGGUUAUGAAAGGUUUACUACAUGAUAAAGAAGUCGCUGUAAAGAUAUUUCCUGAGGCUCAUCGACAGUACUACAUAAAUGAACGGAAUAUUUAUUCACUACCUAUGAUGGACUCACCAGCCUUAUUGCAAUAUUUCGGUUAUGAUGAACGACAUACCAUUGACGGACAAAUAGAGUAUCAACUUGUAUUAUCUUUAGCGCCCUUAGGUUGCUUGCAUGAUUGGUUAAUUGCCAAUUCGAUGGAUUUUCAAACGUUUUGCGGCAUGGUUAAAUCCAUAACACGUGGACUUUCACAUUUACAUACGGAAAUCAUACGAGGAGAGGAAUUGAAACCUUGUGUUGCUCAUAGGGAUUUGAAUUCGCGGAAUGUACUUAUUAAAGCUGAUAAAAGUUGUUGUAUAGCUGAUUUCGGUUUUGCCUUGAAAGUAUUUGGUGCGAAAUACGAAUAUAAAGGUGAAGUAGCUAUGGCAGAGACAAAAAGUAUAAACGAAGUGGGAACUCUUCGCUAUAUGGCACCUGAAUUGUUAGAAGGUGCUGUAAAUUUGCGUGAUUGUGAAACUUCACUUAAACAAAUGGAUGUGUAUGCUUUGGGCUUGGUAUUAUGGGAAGUUGCUACACGUUGUGCAGAUUUUUAUGCACUAGGUCAAAAUACGCCACCAUAUAAAGCACCUUAUGAAGCAGAAGUAGGCUCACAUCCGACAUUUGAUCAAAUGCAGACACUUGUUGUACGCCAUAAGGCAAGACCAUUAUUCCCAGCUGGGUGGGGUGGUGGCACUGCAGCAAAACUUGUGAGAGAUACGUGUGAAGACUGCUGGGAUCAUGAUGCUGAAGCACGUUUAACAUCACUCUGUGCUGAAGAACGUAUGCAAGAGGUUGCAGGUUUAUGUCCUAAAUUGCAACCGCAUGCACCAACUGCAAGCCCGCUCUUAAACACAAAUAAUUUAGUCGGUGAAAAUAGUGAAGAAACACAAAGAAAUGUAAUAAAUGAUGAAAUCAAUCAUACUGAAACUACGUCUAUGUUGAAUCCACCACCAAAUCAACAAAUUUUACCACGCAUUCCAAGUGUUGGUAAUGAUGUAAUUAACUUCAAUAAUUCGUCUACAAGCCAUACGGAGAAAAAUCAUUUCAUGUAUACUCAACAACCGUUACAACCAUAUCAAGGACGUAAUCCAUGUCUUGAACGAAAUCUGGCGCCAGUUGUAUCACGUCCACAACAAAUUUUUGUUGAAAAAAGUAAGAAACAUAGUUUUCAAACUGGUGAUGAAAAUAGUUUUUCAUGUCUCGAAGAUGAUGUAUCUGUUGAAGAACUAAUAUCUAAUAGUAGAGCUCCAAAAUUUUGCACUCUGCCGCAAGAUAUGACUAAUAUGGGUCAAGGAUUUCCCAAACAACAAAAUACAGACAAAAAAUUGCGUGGAUGGCAUAGCAUAAGAGCGGUUAUACAAAAGAAAUUGUUUAGAAAAGAACAAAGUAGUGAUAUGUUCCGACAGUUGAACUAUGGUGACGAAAAAUCAAAUUUAGUAGAUAAUCGUUUUGCUGCAGUAGUAAAUGGUUUAGAUAAAACCCCACAAGUAAAACAAGCAACUGUAAGUUUUAUAGAUGAUAGACAAACUCCAAAAGGUGUGGCUGUAGCAAAAACUACAACACUAGACUCUUACUAUCCACAUCAUAAACGACCGAAUAAUUUGGAUCUAAGCCCUAUAGGUGCAAUGGGUGGUGCACAAUUUAUAUCAGAAUGCAAUAAAUCAAAUCUUAUACAUACAAUAGCCGAAGAAGAUAAUGGAAAUCCUAGUUUAAGGCCCAUUUUGCAGAGCUUAGAAACUCGUACUAGCACUCCGGCGCAUAUAGUACCACGUUCUCUCUCUACUAGUUUAAUUAAGAAUCAAAGUAACAAUAACAUUACAACAACUGAAUUGAAUUUAGUGGCUCCAGAGUGUUCAGUAAGUGGAGUUGUUCAUUCAAGACCAAUGGGAGAACGACAGUUCAAACGACAACGUAGUCUUGAAGUAUUUAAAGAGGUGUUUAGCGGACGAGGUAGCACAGACAGGCUACGUGAUCCAAGUCAACGUGUAAAAACACCAGGUGAUGUGCCGCCAUCAGUACGUAAAAUACGUGCAUCAAAGACAUUGUCGUUGUAUGAUGAUCGCAUGAUGGAUUCAUCUACAUUAAAUAUACUAUAACAUGAAGAAGUUCUGCUCCUAGAAUUAUAAACAAAGCAACUUUAUAAUAUAGAGCAGAACGUUUGAUAAAUUUUUACUUAAAAAAUAUAAUUUAAAUAAUUUAUGAUUUACAACUCAGAUGAGCAUAUCGUGGUCAGAGUUUAUUUAAAU